AAAGUUAAUUGUCUGUGAGUUGGUUGAUGUUUGUUUGAUUGAUUGCAUGUUGUUAUCAAAAGAAGAAGACAAAUUUGAAAAGGAAAAGCUGAGUCAACCAUAAUUGGUUGGUUGGCAAGAAAGUCCAAAAAGGCUACCAAGAAAAAUUAAGAACAAGUUUUUUUUUUUACUUUUCUUGUACUUUCUUCCUAUCUUCUCAUUUCUUCAAAAAGAUAUGAACAAAAAGAGAUACAACCCACUUUAACAAAUCAUCCAUACCAAGAAAAAAGAAACGUUUCUUUUUUUAGUUUGAUAAAGAUCUGUGCUUUUUCUUCGCUUGAUUUUGAGCAAAGCUUUUUUUUUUGUGGGUUUUGCUAAAGUGAGAAGCUUUAGUGUUUAUUUGGAUGGGACUGUGUUGGAGUAAUCGAAUCAAGGCUUAUACUCCCUCUAAUACUGGAUUGACUUCAAGAAGUGGCAGCAGAGAUGUGAAUAAUUUGAGUGGUUCGAGUAGCACAGUCUCGUCUUCUUCCAUACCUAGGACCGAGGGUGAGAUCUUGCAAUCGGCGAAUUUGAAGACUUUUACGUUUAAUGAGCUGAAGGCUGCCACUCGAAACUUUCGGCCUGAUAGUGUACUAGGAGAAGGAGGUUUUGGGUCAGUUUUCAAAGGCUGGAUAGAUGAGCAAUCGCUUGUGGCUACUAAGCCUGGUUCUGGCAUAGUAAUUGCUGUGAAGAGGCUUAACCAAGAAGGAUUCCAGGGCCACAGGGAAUGGCUGACGGAGAUCAACUAUCUUGGGCAAUUGCAGCAUCCUAAUCUUGUAAAGUUGAUUGGUUACUGCCUUGAGGAUGAUCAUCGGCUUCUGGUUUACGAGUUUAUGCCCCGUGGCAGUAUGGAGAAUCAUUUAUUCAGGAGAGGGUCUCACUUCCCGCCACUUUCUUGGAAAAUUCGCCUGAGAGUUGCUCUAGGUGCAGCAAGGGGGCUUGCCUUUCUCCAUAGUGAUGAAGCAAAAGUCAUCUAUCGGGACUUCAAGACUUCGAACAUCCUGCUUGAUUCAAACUACAACGCAAAGCUUUCUGAUUUUGGCUUGGCCAGGGAUGGGCCAACUGGUGAUAAAAGUCAUGUCUCUACCAGGGUCAUGGGAACUCAUGGAUAUGCUGCGCCAGAGUAUUUAGGCACAGGCCAUUUGACUGCAAAGAGCGACGUAUACAGCUUCGGAGUUGUACUUCUUGAGAUAUUAUCGGGCCGACGAGCUAUAGACAAGAAUCGGCCAACUGGUCAACACAAUCUAGUGGAGUGGGCUAAACCUUACCUUACAAACAAACGCAGAGUUCUUCACGUUCUGGAUCCACGUAUUGAAGGCCAGUACUCUCUCACGCGGGCACAAAAGUUGGCCAGCCUCGCAGUUCAAUGCUUAGAUGUAGAACCAAGGUUCAGGCCGAGCAUGGAUGACGUGGUAAAGGAACUAGAGCAGCUUCAAGAAUCUAGCAAAAAAGAGAACAACACAAGUGCUAAUGGAGAUACCAACGGCGGAAAAGUUUCUUAUCCCCGGCCAUCGCGAUCUCCACUUUUUACGUAGGCUGGGAUGGGAAUUUUUUGACAUGAAUAUAGUGAAGUCCUGGUGGGAUGGGAAUGUGAAGUGUUGCAUGAGUUUUUGCAUGGAAUGUGCUGGAAAAUCAAUAUGUUUAUUUGUGUAUAGUUUUUGGUUUGCAUUCUUCCUCGCUUUUGUUUUUUUUUGGAUGUCUUCUGGUUGCUGCUGCAAUAUUUUGUAAUUGGAUACAGCCACAGAAAUGCAAAUGUUUUUUAUGUGAGUGUAUAA
Messenger RNA from Mercurialis annua (annual mercury), 1793 nucleotides. Its product is annotated as probable serine/threonine-protein kinase PBL11. Lineage: Eukaryota; Viridiplantae; Streptophyta; Magnoliopsida; Malpighiales; Euphorbiaceae. Gene Ontology annotation, molecular function: ATP binding; protein kinase activity. The transcript is spliced from 6 exons. Bases 384 to 1553 code for a protein of 389 amino acids. The record is from RefSeq and is a predicted model, not a curated record. Gene Ontology annotation, biological process: protein phosphorylation.